AUGGCCAAAACAGACUCGAGACCAGAGAUUCCUUCUAAGGGCCAUACGCCCCUGUCUGCAUCAUCAUCAUCGUCGUCGAUAUCUGUUGAUAAGGCGCAUGAGAACGGCAUCGAUAAAGACGAAAUGAUCUCCAAUCAAGAAAUAGAGGCAAAAGCAGGAGCUGAAGUCAGUACUGUGACUGAGGACCUUAGCACAUACCCCCACGGCCUCAAACUCGUCACUCUUAUCAUCGCCUUGUGCCUGGCCGUCUUCCUCGUUGCUCUCGAUCAAACCAUUAUCGCGACCGCUAUCCCAAAGAUCACCGAUCGCUUCAACAGUAUUAGCGACAUCGGGUGGUAUGGCAGUGCUUAUUUCCUCACGAGUACCGCGUUGCAGCCCAGCUUCGGUCGAAUUUAUAAGUUCUUUCAGAUUAAAUGGGUCUUCCUGGGCGCUAUUGUCGUUUUUGAGCUGGGAUCAUUGAUCUGUGCUGUUGCACCUUCGAGCACUGCCCUUAUUGUUGGGAGAGCUAUUGCAGGAAUUGGGGUUGGAGGAAUUUUCUCGGGUGCUUUGGUUAUCAUUGCUCAUUCUCUCCCAUUGAUUCGUCGCCCUAUGGUGUUUGGAUUAUUUGGCGCCAUGUGGGGUCUGGCUUCCGUCGCAGGUCCACUCCUGGGAGGCGUUUUUACCGACCAUCUGUCCUGGAGAUGGUGCUUUUAUAUCAAUCUUCCCAUUGGUGGCUUUUCCAUGGUCGUCGUCCUCGUCGUCCUGCACAUUCCGCAGGACCCAAAACUCUCAGAGAAACCAAUUCUCAAACGCAUUCUCGAACUCGACCUUGUUGGAGCCGCAAUUCUCAUUCCAGGAAUCAUAUGUCUGCUACUGGCAGUCCAAUGGGGUGGCUCGACCUACCCGUGGAAUAGCUCUCGCAUCAUCGGCCUCUUUGUCGGUGCGGGUCUGCUUCUCAUCCUCUUUGGCAUCUCACAGUGGCGCCUAGGCGAAGACGCGACGAUCCCGCCCCGCCUUCUGCGACGGCGCACUUUGAUGGCAGCCUGUGCCUUCGUUUUCUUCUUCGGAGCAGGUAUCUUUAUUUUGAUGUAUUACUUGCCUUUAUAUCUUCAGAGCGUCAAGGGCUCGUCGCCCACAAAAUCCGGCAUCCAGAUCUUGCCACUCAUGCUGUCUACGGUCCUGACUUCAAUCAUAGGAGGCAUAUUAGUCACCCUCAUUGGAUAUUACACGCCCCUACUGAUCUUCGCGAGUGCACUUAUGACGAUUGGGUAUGGCCUGAUCAGCACCUGGACUGUGGACUCGCCCUUCCGCGAAUGGUUUGGCUACCAGAUCUGCGCUGGUCUUGGAGCAGGUUUCGGCUUCAACCUACCCCUGGUGGCGGUGCAGACUACCUUGCCCAUGGCAGAUAUUCCUCAAGGGACAGUGCUGCUCAUGUUCUGUCAGUCACUGGGUGGCGCACUCUUCAUCGCUGUCGGCCAGUCGGUCUUCUCCAAUGGUCUAGUCACCGGCGUGGCCAAGUACGCUCCAGACCUGGACCCUCAGCUGCUCCUUAACACUGGCGCGACUGCUAUCCGCAACACUUUGGGAAGAAUGGGGCUCGAGGACCGUAUUCACCAGGCUAUCGAGGCGUAUGUCUAUGCUUUGAAGGACUGCUAUCGUGUGACCAUUGCCGUGUCAGGUGUAGCGUUCCUUGCGACGUGUUUCUUCGAGUGGAAGAGCGUCAAGAAGGCUCAACAGCAGGGUGUUGAGGCUAUGCCUGCCAUGGGAUAG
Molecule: messenger RNA, 1749 nt
Organism: Exophiala aquamarina CBS 119918
Lineage: Eukaryota; Fungi; Ascomycota; Eurotiomycetes; Chaetothyriales; Herpotrichiellaceae
Exons: 3
Coding region: 1-1749 (582 amino acids)
Biological process (GO): transmembrane transport
Molecular function (GO): transmembrane transporter activity
Source: RefSeq, a predicted model, not a curated record